Molecule: messenger RNA, 1195 nt
Organism: Prunus mume (Japanese apricot)
Lineage: Eukaryota; Viridiplantae; Streptophyta; Magnoliopsida; Rosales; Rosaceae
Source: RefSeq, a predicted model, not a curated record
UGAAAGUGGAUUCUAUUAUACACUACCGCCUUUUGUCGCUUUUCCUACUCCUAUUGCCGUCAGGUCUCUUACCCUAUAAAACUCAACCCUCCUUCCUUCCCAAACUUCACACAUUCACAUUUCUCUCUGUAAAUUCCCAAGGUUUUGAAUUUCCUCCUUCUCUUUCGUAGCAACAGCUCGAAUUUUUGGAUCUGAUUUUGUGAGAUUUUAGAUGGGUGUUCAAGUUCUCAGUCCCCACAAUUGCCUCAAAGACUCUCUCUCACCUCAUCAAGCGCUGAUGAAUUCCAAUCGAAACCCUAACCCUAAUCGGGUCAGAACCUCUCCCCAAGCCGACCGGAAGAAGCGAAGGCCGACCCGGCCACCCGCUCCGGUCCAGAAACCCGCCGCCCCAAAGAAUAUCGUCAUGGGCCAGGUCAAAAUCCUUAAACGCGGCGAGGAAAUCCCCAAAGCGACGCCGGUUCGGUCACCACCGAAGCAGAAUCCCAAACCCCAGGUUCCGGAUCUCGGAUCCACCAGCCGGAUCGGUCCUGACCCGAACAAGGUUCCGGUUCUUCCGAAGCCGGCCAAACUACCGGAACCCAACUGGGCUUCCGGGUUCUACGCCGGGUCGUCGUCGUGCAUAGCUGCGCCUCCCCCAGAGUCCCUACCUCUGCCGUCGUUCUUCGCAAAGAAGAGCGCCCCUUCGAGCACCGAUGAAGCUGCAAGCGUGCUGCUGAAGCUUCUGCGGCUCAAUUUGUCGUAGAUGGGUCGCCGGUCCAUGGCGGACCAAGCAUGUGCAGCAGUAUAGAGACCCCGUCUGGCUAAUGUUCGUCGAAUUGUCUAAUUCUCGCCCUUCCCCUUAUCUUUUCGUGGGAAGAUAGAUGGAUGAGGUCACAAUUCGACCUAACGCUUUUUCUUCUUCUUAGAUUAAUUUAUGGGCUAGGGAUUUUAAUUAUGUGCAGCAGUACCAAGGCUUAAUUUUUCUUGUUUCUUUAAAUUUGGUUUUUGUUUUUAAUUAAAUUAGGGUUUGGUUGCAUUUCCUUUGUGUCUCACAGUACAAGUAUAAGAUUAGAUUAGGGUUGGAAGGUAUAGUUUUUCAGGAGCUGUAUCUGUAAAAUUAGGGUAUAUCUGUGUCCUAAGUUGCUUAUAGUUGCAAAUAUGUUAUCAGUGAAAUUUGGUUUUAAUUAUAUUGGUGUUUUGUUUAAUUAUAUUCGUA